AUGUUCGAGAGAUUCUCUCCUGGCUCCAUGAAGGCUGUGAUGCUGGCACAGGCGGAAUCACGCAAGCUUGGUCAUGACUACGUCGGCACCGAAAUGCUGGUCGUCGGAAUCCUUGCCGAGGGCAACGAGAAGGGAUGCAGGGCCUUGGAGGCCGUCGGCAUCUCCUUGCAAGAGGCCCGAGGAAAGCUCCACGACAUGGUCGGCACCGGCACCGGCGGCAAGAAUGUGGAAAUUCCGCUGACGCAAGACGCAACGAAGGUGCUAGAGGAAGCUCUGCAAGUGGCAAAAAUGGAAGACUGUGCUAUGGUCAGCUCGGAGCAUGUCCUGAAGGCUUUGAUGGCGCAGGACGAAAGCCUGGGCACGAAGUUGAUUGGGCACAUGCUUCGAUGCGAUAGCGCGGAGGAGACCCGAAAGAAGGUCUUUGCGAAGCUUGAUGCGCAGGCCUCGCCAUCUGUUCCAGUCACGGCAGCUGCUCUCGAGGCUGCAACCCCCAAGGAGGACGAGCCGGAGCUGCGCCUCACAGAGACCUUGCGCUUUGCCGAGGACCUCACGAAGGCAGCAGAGGAGGGAAAUCUGGAUCCACUGGUCGGCCGUGAAGUCCAGCUGGAGCGGACGAUUCGAAUCCUGGGCAGAAGGUCCAAGAACAAUCCUGUCUUCGUGGGCGAAGCUGGGGUGGGUAAAACCUCCAUCGCUUGCGGCCUCGCCCAGCGAAUCGUGCAGGGCCGCGUGCCCCCAACGCUUCGGAACAAGCGGGUCCUCAGUCUCGACCUUGCUCUCCUCCUUGCCGGCACCAGGUACCGUGGGGACUUUGAAGAGCGCCUACGUGCUGUGGUGAAGGAAGUUUCGGAGAGCAAUCGGAGGGUGAUCCUGGUGAUCGAUGAGGUUCACACCCUUGUUGGUGCUGGCAGCAGUGGAGGUGAGGGUGGCGGCAUGGAUGCAGCUAACCUCCUCAAGCCGGCACUAGCAAGGGGGCAGCUGCAAUGCAUCGGGGCGACCACGCUGGACGAGUACCGGCAAUACAUUGAGAAGGAUCCAGCCCUCGAGCGCCGUUUCCAGCCGGUCCUUGUGCCCGAGCCAACCGAGGAGGAAACCGAGCAGAUCUUGCUGGGCCUGGCGCCGAAGUACGAGCGCCACCACCAGCUUAGAUACGAGCCGGAGAGCAUCCGAGCCGCAGUGCGCCUGGCCGCACAGUACAUCAACGACAGGUUCCUACCCGACAAGGCCAUCGAUGUUAUGGAUGAGGCAGGUGCAAAGGUUCGGCAGCAGCUCUUCCUUGAGGCCGAGCGGGAGGAGGAGAUGGCGGAGCGGCGGAAGCUCGAAGAGGAGCUGGAUUCUCUCAAGGAGCAGAAGGGAAUCGCUGUCUCCAAGGAGGAGUUUCAGGAGGCCCAGCGGCUCAAGAACCGCCAGGAAGAAAUCGAACUCCGGCUGCGGUCUCUGGAGAAACCCGUGCAGAGCUGUGCGACGGACUCGACGAAAGGCGCUGACGAGGAGAAGCUCCGGCUUUUGCGCGCGCGAGUGGAGGAAGCUGUCGCUGCAGAGAGAUUCGACGAGGCCUCGGAGCUGAAAGCCAAGGAGCGCGAGGUUCUGGGUUGGUCCAAGGGCACGGAGGAGGCAUGGGUUACCGAGACUGACGUAGCGCAGGUGGUGGCCAGCUGGACAGGCAUCGCCGUGGAACAAGUCUCGGCCACAGAGUCGGCGCGACUCAUGAAACUCGAGCAAGAGCUCGCAAAGAGUGUCGUGGGGCAGUCAGAGGCUGUCAGCAGCGCAUCGCGUGCCUUGCGCCGUGCGCGGGCGGGCCUGCGGAACCCUUCCCGGCCAAUUGCCGCUUUAAUGUUUUGUGGCCCGACUGGGGUGGGGAAGACUGCUCUGUGCAAGACUUUGGCGUCCUGCUUCUUCGGAUCCGAAGAUUCCAUGAUCCGCUUGGACAUGAGCGAGUUUAUGGAGAAGCACACGGUCUCGAAGCUCAUCGGCGCACCCCCUGGGUAUGUGGGCUAUGGCGAGGGCGGGACCCUCACCGAGUCAGUUCGGCGGAGGCCCUACUCUCUGGUCCUCUUUGACGAGGUGGAGAAGGCUCAUCCAGACGUCUUCAACACAUUGCUGCAGCUCUUGGACGAUGGGCGCUUGACGGACUCCAAGGGCAGAGUUGUGUCCUUCAGCAACACACUGGUUGUCAUGACGUCCAACAUCGGGAGCCGCAGCGUCCAGAAAGGCGCAGGUGGCGGUGUCGGCUUGGGCUUCGGCACGAUGGAGGACUCGGCAGAGCAGAGCUACCAGGUCAUCCGGGAGCUUGUUCACGAGGAAAUGAAGAGCUUCUUCCGCCCGGAGUUCCUCAAUCGUUUAGACGAGAUUUGUGUCUUCCGACCGCUGACAAAGGAGAACAUCCGCGCUAUUGCUGAGGUGGAGUUCAACAAGGUGGCAGCACGACUCCUCGAGGCUGGCAUGCACGUCUCGUUGACGGCGCGCUUCAAGGAGCGGGUGGUCCAGGAGGGUUUCGACCCUGCUUACGGAGCCAGGCCACUGCGGCGCGCAAUCACGCGCUGGUUGGAGGACUCUUUAGCGGAGCACCUCCUGGACAGCACCGCCCAUCCAGAGGAGAACGACCUGGAGCAGCGAGCUUUGGUCGACCUCAGGGAGGACGGCUCCGUGCAGGUCCACCGUUUGCCCAAUGUCAAGAAAGAGGAAAAAGAACUCACCGAAGCGUGA
Molecule: messenger RNA, 2703 nt
Organism: Symbiodinium sp. CCMP2456
Lineage: Eukaryota; Dinophyceae; Suessiales; Symbiodiniaceae
Source: the annotation of a GenBank genome assembly